Molecule: messenger RNA, 2780 nt
Organism: Cyanistes caeruleus (blue tit)
Lineage: Eukaryota; Metazoa; Chordata; Aves; Passeriformes; Paridae
Source: RefSeq, a predicted model, not a curated record
CCCUGCUGAUAUGACGAUCGCUGCUGCUGGGUCACACCAUGCUCAAGAGGCAGAAUCCCAGCACUCCAGAACACAGUCGGGAUCUCGCAGCCCAUGGAGGAGCUCUGUCCAUGUCUCACAAUGACUCACGCUCUUUUCUCAACUUAUCUCAGCUGGUGCUCUCUGCUGGCCAAAUCAAACCAUCACCAGCGCUCAAACAUUCAAAAAUCACCUACUUUGAAGUAGAGAUUGUUGAUGUGGAAAGCAAGAAGCAGAUCUGCAUUGUGGACAAGGUAUCUCCAGCAUCUACCCUUCUUGAUGUGAAACACAAAUUUCACAAAGCAUGUCCCCAGUGGUACCCAUCCCGUGUUGGCCUGCAGCUAGAACGCAAUGGGCCCUUUUUGAAGGAUUCCAUCAGCAUCCAAAGCCUUGCCGUCUCUUCCAUCGUUACACUGUAUUUUACAGACCUGGGUCAGCAGGUUGGUUGGACCACAUUUUUUCUAACAGAAUACACUGGGCCUCUUCUCAUCUAUCUGCUCUUUUACAUUCGACUCUCGACUAUUUAUGGUCAAGUGGAAAGCAGGAAGAACUUCCGUCACCCAGUGGUUCACAAUGCCUGUUAUUGUUCCAUAAUCUCCUGGGUUUUGCACUUGGCAGAAUUUAUACUUAUAAAGUUACAGUUUGUACUUCCUUAUUGCCCUUUCAAAAAAAUUAUCUGUCUGUUCCAGGGCUGUGCCUUUUACUGGGGAUUCACAUCCUGGAUCGCAUACUACAUCAACCACCCACGGUACACACCACCAUCAUUUGGCCACAAACAAGUUUCUUAUGCUGCUCUUGCUUUUCUGAUGUGUGAAGCUGGAAAUCACUUUAUCAACGUAGCAUUAGCUCACCAAACCAAUUCAGGAAGUAGAAGCUGUUUUCCAAGUCCAACCUACAACCCCUUCACCUGGCUCUUCCUGCUGGUAUCCUGUCCCAACUAUACAUAUGAGGCUGGGUCUUGGAUUAGCUUCACGGUGAUGACACAAACUCUGCCAGUUGGCAUCUUUGCUUUCCUGAUGGUCAUCCAGAUGUCUCUGUGGGCCCAGAAGAAACACAAGCUGUAUCUGAAGAGAUUUUACCCAGAAGUGCGGAGAAAAGCAGCUAUGAUUCCCAUCAUCUUCUGAGAUUGUCACCACAGUUGCAGCCUGAGCGUACACUUUAAGAGCCAACUCAGAGUUAAUGAGCCAUUUCAUUCAGGAACUAAGUGGAUCAGAGGAAAAACUACUGGAUAUCUUUUUCAGUAAAUUAACAGUUCAAGAUGAAGAGGUUUUAGUUAAAUGCAAAAAUUUAGCUCUUGAAUUCUUGGUUCCUGCUAAAAGAUAUGAUUUAAUUAGAUUUUCUGUAAUGGAGCUAAUUGAAAAGGGACAAGAAAAUUGCUUAUAUUGAAUGCUAGAUGUUUCGCUGGUGUAAAUGGGCACAGAUGCUGCUAAAAUUAAUGAACACGACUUGUCUGCACACAUUCAGGUAUGGUAAUUUUAAGGUCCAGUGUUAGAUGUUGAAGAGUGUCUUGGAUUUUUGCAUCAGAUGGUUCUCAGUCUUUUUAUUAAAUUUCACAGAAAAAGCACAUUCUCCUUCAGCUCCUCUAAAGCAUCACAUCAAAGGAUGACCACUAUGCUGUGAACACUGUUUAGUCUAGCUUGACAAAAAUUUUCUUUCUUUUUUUUUUUUUUUAUCAAAUCUCAUAGCAAAUUGUUUAAUAUGAAUUGGCUUAAACUGCUCACUGCAAAGAGGACUGGCUUUCUUUUAUUUUUAGGUAGGCAGAUUAUCCCCACAAUCCCAGAAGGGGACCUUUUGUGACCGCUUCCCAUCUUGUAACUAAUUUGAGGCAUAACCUUGGGUACAUCAUUGAAGCCCACAUCCCUUUCUCACACUGAACAGUCUGGAAAGAGCAGAAAGCCUCCUGCACUAAAAAGUGUGUUAAGAUCCCCUUGUUCAGUGCCUGACUGCAUCCAGACACCAUUCAUUGUACUUAUAUGAAGAACUGUGAAAUCCUUGGGCACAAGGUGAAAUGGAGUAUGGCUCACUGUGAAACAGAAAAGAGAUGCCAAAUGCACUUCAGUCCAUAUCUGAACCACUUCAGAUGGACACUGCUGACAGGCUUCAGCUCCCCUUCAGGCUGGCCAGGCUCUACCUGCUACUUUGCUUACCAGGACAUUAUUUUUUAAGGGAUUCUCUGAGCUUGUUAUUCAAGUCCUGAAAAUACAGAGUAGCUCCCUUUGCAAAUCAGUGCAAUGUCAUGUGCCCAUGUCAUGCAGGAGCAGAAUUUUUGUUAGGCAGAGAAAAAGAACCAGAAUUGCUUCAGCAGGUAUUAGGAUAUGAAGAGCUGGGGCAUUGAGUCCAACUUUCAUUUGAUUUCUGUUGCACAUUUAUCAAUAUCUUUUGGUGCCCUUAGGCUGGUGAAAAAAAAUCUUGCCUAAAGAGUUUUAUAAUCAUUAGAGAAACACUGGAGUACACAAGCAAGGCAGGCAGUUUGUCUCCUAAAGGCACUGUUGUCUUUGUGCCAGCUCAAGUGUUCUAACAAAGUUAAUUUGCCUGGUAAAUUGGGUUCACAUCUCUCCUCUAAUGUCUAACUUGCAACACUUAUCCUAUUAGCCACUGUAACUCAAUUUCAUCUUUGUAAUGUAAAUACAUCACUUUCUGUAUUUUUUAACUUGUUACCUGUGAAAUAAAUUUUUACUCCUCUCAACACAAAACCCUAAUCAAAGUGAAUAUCCAGUUCUCUAACCCAGACUGCUAAUAAAGAUCUAUUUUUGAAAAAAUUA